AUUUAUCGAUAGAUCUUUUCAUUUCAUAGUUUGGUUUAAAUGGAAAUAUAAGUUUUUUGAGUUAUAAUUUAGUUUAAAUUUAAAAGAUCAAAAUGAAGAUUUUUAAUUUAGAAUUAGUGAUAUUUGCCGUAUUGAUAGUUACAGUCAGUGGAGCUUAUAAAAGUUAUGAAAACUAUAAAGUAUACAAAAUCGUACCGAGAACAGAUGAACAAGUGCAAAUUUUGAACGAUCUAGGAAAAGAAGAGUACGAUUUAUGGACUGAUGUUAUUGUUGUCAACAAAGAUGUAAGAAUAAUGGUACCACCUAGUAAAGAUGAUCAAUUUGUUAAAUAUACUAAAAGUCUUGGAAUGGAUCCUGUUGUAAAAAUAUCUAACGUGCAAGAAUUAAUUCACGCUCAAAUGCAGUCUGCCAAGACAGCUCGAAGCAGCAGUCUUGGCUCUUUUAAUUGGAAUGAAUAUCACAAUUUAGAAAGAAUCCACGCUUGGCUUGAUGAAUUACAAACAAUGUAUCCAGAUACCGUUAAAACCGUAUCUAUUGGGAGAUCUAAUGAAGGCCGUGAAAUUAAAGGCGUGAUUAUUGACCUUAAACCUGGUAAUAGGGGAAAUAAUCCUUUAACAGGAAUGAUUGAAGGUGGCAUUCACUCUAGAGAAUGGAUAUCACCAGCAACUGUCACUUGGAUUAUUAAAGAAUUUCUAACCAGCGAUGAUCCUGACACUAAAUUUAUGGCGGAAACUUUUGUAUGGCAUAUAUUUCCUGUUAUUAAUCCUGAUGGCUACGUGUAUUCCUUUUUAAAUGAUCGUAUGUGGAGAAAAAAUCGUAAUCUUUUAUACGGCACUAGUUGUACCGGAAAUGACGAUCUAAGUAAUGGUAUAGAUCUUAACAGAAAUUUCGACUAUUUGUGGAUGACCGUUGGUGCCUCUUCUGACCCAUGCACGCAGACCUACGCUGGUCCUUCUCCGGCAUCUGAACCUGAAACCCAGGCCAUAUCGAACUACUUGUUAAGUUUGAAGAGAACUGGAAAUGUUUUAUAUUAUUUCGCUUUUCACUCAUAUUCUCAGAUGACCCUCAUACCAUAUAGCCACUUGUCUGGUAUCGACGUGCUUCAAGUCACAAACUACGCGGAUUUGUACGAGAUAGCAAUUCGUGGAGCGGAGAAACUGACUCAAAAACACGGGACUAACUACCAGGUUGGAACUUCAGCUGAUAUUUUAUAUUCCGUAUCAGGGUCCAGCUUUGACUGGGUGAAGGGAGUUGGAGACAUUCCAAUUGUAUAUCUAUUUGAACUUCGUGAUAUCGGCGAGUACGGUUUCUUAUUACCGCCAGAACAAAUUAUACCAAACAAUGAGGAAAUCAUGGCGUGCCUUCUCGAGAUGGACAGAACCACAAGAGAACUGAGAUACUAUUCUGGCGGUCCUUCGCUCUACGCUUCAUUGAUUUCAAUAAUAAUAAGUGCAGCCUUUGUAAUUAUUGUUAAAUAAAUCUUUGUCUUAACU
Vanessa tameamea is the source of this 1493-nucleotide messenger RNA. Its product is annotated as zinc carboxypeptidase-like. NCBI's taxonomy places the organism in Eukaryota, Metazoa, Arthropoda, Insecta, Lepidoptera, Nymphalidae. The record is from RefSeq and is a predicted model, not a curated record. Bases 93 to 1478 code for a protein of 461 amino acids. Gene Ontology annotation, molecular function: metallocarboxypeptidase activity; zinc ion binding. Gene Ontology annotation, biological process: proteolysis. The transcript has 6 exons.